CCCUGCAGAGAUAUUCCCAGUGGUUCCAGAUUAUUUGUGUCCUUGAUGAGGAAAUCCAGCACUCUCCCCAGGGAUAUGUCUUCACCUAACUAUUGUGCCCUGGAGGUACUUCUGAGAUCAGUCCACCAGCCCUUUGUAAACUCCAGAGGUUCUGUGAUAGCUGUUGCUAGGGUGGUGCCUGACUAUCAUCAUUACAAACAGUCCAGUUUGUCCAGUUUCCCCAGGACAGCAGGGAUCACUCUUAGUACAGUGUCAUUUCCUUCACCUCACCCUUCUUCGUUUUCUAUUGCUCCACACCAGUCACAGGGGUAUCCACAGGUGUCACUUCCUGGCUAUCCCCAAGAAAAGCCAGUAUGGAAUCAUCCAUUUCUGUUCAACAAUGUCCGGGACAAUGCCACUCUCUUCACUCCUGGUGCUGCGCUAGUAAUUGAGUUUUACUUUGCUUCCAUGGCCCUGAAUGAGGUGACAUGGAGGGUGCGUAGUCCAGUGGGGUUUGCCACGUUGCUGCUCGACCAGCAUGUCUACAAGCAGCUGUCAACUGAGAGGGCUGGGAUGGGGCUCAGGGUGGAGGGACUGGUGAUACAGGGUUCAACAUUGAACACUUUUGAUGGAAAAAUGCCUGCAAUAAAUCUUCUGCUGAGAUUGAUCACCAACGAGAGACCGGAUUCCUUGGUAUCAGCAACAAACCCAGACAUCCUCCCAAUGUUGGACUUAACUCAUUCUCAUUCAGACUCUGAAACAGUCCAUGAACCAAAAGCAGAGAUUUUGACAGUGGAUCAUGAUGUAAAUGACACUUUGGGGGAGUAUUUUCACCAGGAGGAGCCCAGUAUACAAGACAGGCCAACAACAGUGGGGCAAGAACAAGAAGAUGACAGUGACUCAGAGAUGGAGCCAGUUUCAGAACCCACCCUCACACUCCAAAGGAAGAAAAAAAAGCCACUGUCUCCUCUCCAAGAUGGAGAAUUUCCUGAUUACAAUGCAAUGACGGCCGUGCUUCCAGAGUACCAGUAUAUUUUCACUGACGCUGAUGAUAAAGAUGCCAAGGCUGGGAAGUCCAAGAAACCAGAGGGAAAUAAAGAAAGGCAAAGUGAUGACUUGGAGAAAACAUCCAUGGCUUUGCUGGACCAUCAAAUGAAAGAGCUAGAAAAUUACCGGGCAGCCAUUCACAAGAUGGGCGAUGACAUUCUCACUCUGAGAAAACAGAUUAAGGACCUGGAGGAUCAGAACAGUGACUUGCGCAGACGUCUGAGCAACUAUAAUGAUGCCACUAAGCUCAUGCUGGACUCAGCUGAACUGGACGGAAUCUCAAAAGCUGAAAUCUGCACAAGAUACAUGUCACUAAAACAGAAACUGGCAAGUCAGACAGCAGAGUUGAAAAAUUACAAGGAGAAAGUACAAAAGUUACAAAAUGAUCUUAUCAAGAAAAAUGACAAGGAAAAAGAGUACAUCAAAAUGAACCAAGCCCACAGCUCUCAGCAGGAAGCCAUUCAGAAACUUCAGACUAAAGCUCAGAAGGUAAAAAAACUUGAAGAUGCCUGCCGACAACAGGAGAAAGUCAUUGAGAGGAUGGAGAAAUUACUGGACAAACAGAGUAAAGGAAAGUCAAAAGGCAUGGACAGCAGCACAGCUACAGAAGCCAAUGAAAUUUUGUUAGCCGAAAAUAGACGACUUAGGAUAGAAAUUGAAGAUCUGAAGGAUAGACCACAUCCUGGCAAGGAGCCAGAAAAUGAUGUAGAGAAGCUUGAGCUGUACCAGGCCCUGGAUAAGGCAGAGGGCAGGAUUAUGUCUUUGGAAAAACAGUUGGCAGAGAACUCCAGACAGUGGGGGAAGGAACGUGCUGAACUGAUGAUAAAGCUGAACGAGGCCGAACAUGGUUUUGGGCGAAGCUCACAGAUGGUGCUACAUGAUUUCCCUCUGAAGUACCCUGACCAGGCCUACGAUUACCCAGAAAAGGAUGGCCCCUCUCGGAGAUUCUCCAAGGGCCCUGGACGUUCCAGGUACCCAGGUUCGCCUAAGCUAGAGCCUCUUCAUUAUAAAUGACAGGCAAGAGAGGCGGGAUAGUCUAAAGAUGGCAUUUAUCAUGCUGUUCAGGUGUGGUAACUCUUUUAACUCAGUCCAGGUGUGGACAUAAAAGCUAUCAAAGUGUGAUGUUAAUCAUCCGGACUCGCUGUGACUUAGACAAGGUGCACAGCAGGAAGCGACACUUUUGUACUGCAACACGCAAGCUGGCUGUAGUAUGAGCACAUCUUGAAUAUUGC
This is a messenger RNA of Lingula anatina, 2258 nucleotides long. Its product is annotated as coiled-coil domain-containing protein 33-like. NCBI's taxonomy places the organism in Eukaryota, Metazoa, Brachiopoda, Lingulata, Lingulida, Lingulidae. Gene Ontology annotation, cellular component: peroxisome. The record is from RefSeq and is a predicted model, not a curated record.